Vigna angularis (adzuki bean) is the source of this 522-nucleotide messenger RNA. Its product is annotated as protein FAR1-RELATED SEQUENCE 9-like. The record is from RefSeq and is a predicted model, not a curated record. Gene Ontology annotation, biological process: regulation of DNA-templated transcription. Gene Ontology annotation, molecular function: zinc ion binding. The transcript has a single exon. NCBI's taxonomy places the organism in Eukaryota, Viridiplantae, Streptophyta, Magnoliopsida, Fabales, Fabaceae. The coding region runs from base 1 to 522 and encodes 173 amino acids.
AUGUCUACGACUCAGAGAAGUGAGGGAAUGAAUGCCUUUUUUGAUGGAUUUAUCAAUUCUACAACAACACUUCAACAAUUUGUGGUCCAAUACGACAAUGCAGUUAGGGUAAAGGCCCAGAAGAAAAUAGAAGCGGACUUCUCCUCCAUGAACACCACUAUUGCAUGUGGUUCUCAGUCACCAAUUGAGAGACAAUUUCAAGUGCAAUACACACAUGCAAAGUUUGAGGAGGUCCAAAAUGAGUUCCGUUCAAGGAUGAAUUGUUUAAUCAAAGACACCUUAAAGGAGGACUUUUGGAACACUUACACUGUAAAAGAGGAACGAAUGUGGGAGGGUAAUCGUGUACCAGAUAAAUUGUACAAAGUUCAAUAUGAUCCCGUCACACAGACAACCACUUGCUCUUGCCAACUGUUUGAGUUCAGAGGAAUUAUAUGUCGGCAUUCCCUCUUGGUAUUUAGUCAAGAAGAUGUUUACAGUGUUCCCUCACAAUACAUAUUGAGGCGGUGGAGCAAAAAUAUUUGA